UGGGGGUGGUGGUUGGUGAUCGCGUCACCAUGGAAACUGCAACAGUACAGCAAGAUGGCGGCGCAGAGUUGGCGCGACAGUCUGAGGGCGGCGAGAAAAACGGCGGUGGUUCAGGACGGUAAGAGGAAAGUACAUUAUCUCUUUCCAGAUGGCAGUGAAAUGGUAGAAGAGUAUGGAGUCUCCAAUGAUCAACUCUCAGUCAGAAAGUGGAGGCGGAAGAGUCAAUUGGGAUCCCAGGGACAAUGGCAGGUUGAGGUUGGGGAAAUAUCAUCUGGAACAUUCGGAAGCUUGGAGCAGCAGCUGAUACAGGAGAAUAGCAGCAAUCCUAUUUUCACAAGGAAAGACACCAAGACAAGCUUCCAGUGGAGAAUCCGAAAUCUGCCGUACCCCAGAAAAGUCUACAGUGCCACAAUUGACCCAGAGCAGAGAUGUUGCAUUGUGAGAACAUCAAACAAAAAGUAUUACAAGAGGUUUAACAUUCCAGACAUGGAUCGGUGUGGAUUGCCCUUGGAUAGUUCAGCUCUUAGUUUCACACAUGCCAACAAUACCCUCAUCAUCACAUACCAAAAGCCAAGAGAAAUCUUGCAGCAGGAACAGGAAGUUCUGCAGGAGCUGAAGAAGGUGAAGGUGGCUGAAGAUGGAGAUGUCGAAUGUAAAACGCAGUGAACCUGAACACCGUCUAAAAUACUCUAAAUCAAUGCUGCAAAGCUGAAAUACUACUUUAGGAGAUGCUAGUGAUGGCAAAAGGUGUCUGUCUCACGGAUUUGAACGCCAUUGUGGCAUUUAUGCUGCUAUAUGUGAAGCCCUGUGGCCCAAAUUUUGGUAUACUGGAUGACGUAUUGUCAUGAGUGGGGUUGAAAUUAAGUCACAAACUAAAUGGGAAAAGCAGAAUGUUACUGGUUUUUGAGAGGUGUAAAGUUCAGUCCUGAAAUAUACAGUUGAUAUUUAA
Rhincodon typus (whale shark) is the source of this 949-nucleotide messenger RNA. It is a transcript of the gene dpcd, whose product is annotated as deleted in primary ciliary dyskinesia homolog (mouse). The record is from RefSeq and is a predicted model, not a curated record. The transcript has 6 exons. The coding region runs from base 55 to 666 and encodes 203 amino acids. NCBI's taxonomy places the organism in Eukaryota, Metazoa, Chordata, Chondrichthyes, Orectolobiformes, Rhincodontidae.